Bolinopsis microptera is the source of this 1666-nucleotide messenger RNA. Its product is annotated as galactosylceramide sulfotransferase-like. The coding region runs from base 10 to 1356 and encodes 448 amino acids. Gene Ontology annotation, biological process: glycolipid biosynthetic process. Lineage: Eukaryota; Metazoa; Ctenophora; Tentaculata; Lobata; Bolinopsidae. The transcript has a single exon. Gene Ontology annotation, molecular function: galactosylceramide sulfotransferase activity. Gene Ontology annotation, cellular component: membrane. The record is from RefSeq and is a predicted model, not a curated record.
AGUGCCACGAUGUCAUUAGCUAAGGUAAUUCAACGAAUCAAAAAAGAAUGGCAGAUCAUAGUAACAAUCUUAGGAAUCUACAUAUUUUACUACACGCUCACCUCAAUAAACUGGCCCAAAGCUCAGCGUCGUCUGAAAUCAGACAUUGAUCCUGAAGUCCCUAUAAAAACUGACUCAUGGAUCUACAACCCUGGGAAGGUCUAUCCACCUGAAUGGUAUGCAAUACCCAAAAAACCAGACCCACAAUGCAAGCCCAAACACAAUCUACACUUCCUGCGAACACACCAAACCGGGACAUCAUCCAUAACGAACAUUUUCUAUAGAUACGGUCAGGAACAUGACCUCAAGUUUGUGAUGAACGCUCUUAAACUCAACCUGAACUACCCGGGUAGGAUUAACAUGCACUACUUAGAAUCUGUGAAGCCUCCUCAGGGUUACAGUAUCUUGUGCCAGUAUUCCAGAUUCCACAAGAUGGAUGCCCUGAGGAUAAUGCCGGAUGGGACUAUUUUUACCACCCUGCUUCGCCAUCCUGUUGAUCAGUUUCUGUCAGUGUUCCAUAACCAUGGCAUCAAGGAAGAGAUAAGAAAUCUUCAACCCCAUCAUAAUCCAUAUGAGGAGUUCUUUAGGAAUCCCAAGAAAAUAUCCAUGAUGGCAUCAGAUGCUGUGUUUCACCUUAUACAGAACAGCAUGAGUUUUGACCUGGGGUUGAACCCUCUUCAGUUUCCCAACGAAACUGCUGUUGAUGAGCUGAUAAAAAAGGUUGAUGAAGAUUUUCAUCUUGUCAUUAUCAUAGAAAUGUUAGACGAGUGUUUGGUUCUACUCAGACGACUCAUGUGCUGGGACCUGAAACACAUGAUAUACGUGAAACUCUCUGUAAACAACGAAUACAGCAACGGGAUAAAACCUGAAAUACGGGAGAAGAUUCUUGAUUGGAAUUCUGUCGAUAAGAAACUCUACGACCACUUCUACAAGAAGCUACAAAGAAUCAUAUCCGAACAAGACGAAGAUUUCCACAAAGAAGUUGCCAUGCUAAAAAAGAUCAACGCUGAAUUUUGGCGGGAAUGCUACAGCAACGUGUUACCAGUAUUUGAUGGCAACAAGAUAGGCUACACACUGCAGGACACCCAUUCCGACAACAAAACCUGCAAGACCCUAGCUACUGAUGACGUCACUCAGACCCACGUGAUCGGGUUGAAGCAGUUUAAAGACACUCUUCCUCCGUCAGACAUUCUCAUGGUCAGGAACCACAUGCAGAACCUGGGUAAGUUUAACCCGGCCAUGUUGAAGUGGGGUGAUGUGUAUAACGCAUUGGAUCCUGAUGAUGCAUAUUAUAAGUCUCCGUUCGAUGAGUUGUAGGUGCAGGUGAUGACUAACUCGACUUAGGGUGGCUUCAAUGUCCGAGCAGAUAUGAUGUUUCUCCAGAUCUGUCUAUCCAUCAUGAGCUUGUUUAUCUCCUAGCUGUUUCCCUCCGCAGAAUGUCAAUAUACGUGAGGUGUAGUCUUCCCCUACGCUGAUGGCCGUGAAGGGGUUCCCAGGAGAAGCUGAUGGAUCAGAAGUUCAGGUGAUAUCAGACUGUUUUUUAUCCUGCUGUGCAGUGCGCAUGAUGUUCAACAUGUUUUCAUAGUAAUAUUGUAUUUUAGUGAUGUUGAUCGUUUUUUUAUUGAAA